CCCAGGCACUGCCCGAUUGCUUUGGAUUUCUUUUGCUGCCAGGCUAAGAUUAAACCGGGGACCUGACAGCGCGUGGAGUCGUGAGUGCAGUGGAGAGACGUACUACUAACCUAAAUACGUCUGAAUCAACACCGAGAGUAUAAUUUAAGAACAUUUACCACAGAUUUUUAUAGGAAAUUCGUUUAUUUUAACAAAGACGCAAAUAUGUCCUGGCAAGGCUACGUGGAUAACCUGAUGGCCGAUGGCAGCUGCCAGGACUCCGCCAUUAUUGGGUACACGGACGCCAAAUACGUCUGGGCAGCACAUUCCGGUGGUACUUUUAAUAAUAUAACGCCUCAAGAAAUUGACGUCAUAGUUGGAAAAGAUCGAGAGGGUUUCUUCACUAGCGGUCUGACCUUAGGGCAAAAGAAGUGCUCUGUGAUCAGAGACAGCCUCCUAGUCGACGGUGACUGGACGAUGGACAUAAGGACAAAGAGUCAAGGAGGGGAACCAACAUACAAUGUUUCCGUAGGCAGAGCCGGCAAAGUAUUGGUUAUAGUCAUGGGAAAGGAAGGUGUCCAUGGAGGGCAGCUCAACAAGAAAGCUUUUACCAUGGCUGAAUACCUGAGGAAGACUGGGUAUUAAGCAUCCUCCUCCCUCAUCCACCCAGAAGCCCAUUCUCAUCACCAUCACGUUAUCAUUGACACUGCUACUCCAUGUAGUCGGUAGAUGCUUUUACUUUUCUUUCCCAGUUAUGCCCCCCCCCCCCCUAUUUUUUUGCCACUCCCUUUCCCCCCCACUUCCCUCCUCCAUUUGUUUAUAUGCAUUAACUCACUGUGUACCCAAUUCUCUUUUCUCCCUCUGCUGUCGCACCAUAGGAAAAUAAGCAUGUUAUUAAUGUGACGUUGCAAAAAAAUUGUAUUUUAGAGUUAAAAAAAAAAAAAAAAAAAAAGUACAAAAAAUGAUUAAAGACAAAAAAAUUGGGUUGAUUACAGAUCUGGGCACUUGGUAUAAACACAGCACUGGAAACCUAAAUCAGGCGAAGGAAACCGAAAUUAGCUUAACGGCUGACAUUGGAUGCAAAGGGUGCCGGUAGUGAUAAUGUUGGAUUGGUCGAUGCCUUUAGAGCGCUUUGAGCAGUUAACCAAGCUCAUAUUUGUCUUCCUUUUCUAUAGCAUGACUAGGAGGGAAUUUGCAUGCAUAUCUUUUUAUCUUAAUAAUGAACUUUAUCCCUUUGACUACCCCUCCCUAACCUCUUAAACAAAAAAAAAAAAAAAACCUCAUUCUCAACUCUGGCCAAAAUCCUUUCCUUUUUUUUUUUUUUUUACACCUCACUGUACCUUGUAAGGCAACUUGCCACCAUCACAUCACUUUACCAUUUUACAAGGACACCAGCUUUCCUCCUGGACAAAUCACUGUACCUCUUUUCCCCCACAAACUAUUGCAACUUCUUUAUUAAUAACCUGCAUUGGAUGCUUUUGCUGUUGUGUUUGGGUGUGGUCUUACAAGUCGUGGUGUGGUGUUGGAUUAUUUAGAUCGUAAUAGCAAAUCGGCAUCGUUGCGAUGCAGGGGAUGUUCUCCCACAAUCUCUUCAUCACAUCCCUGACUAUAUAAUCUCCAUGGACAUUCCACCUUAACAAUAGCUCAGGCACUUGAACCCUUAUUUGCCAGCUCCUGUAAUAUAUAUUCUUUUUUAUUUUUUAAAAAAGGCUGCCAUUUUGGACAGUAGAUAUCCCAGCAUAACCAUCUGGAGUGUUGUCCAGUUUGAAUUGUCUUUUUUUUUUUUUUUUUUAAUAGGACCAAUUUUAGUUGCAGCUUGGGGUAUUUGCAGACUUUCUGUGAAUCAUUGUAAAGGGCGACUGGUCACUUCAUCUGUUUGCCAACUGUAUCAUUAACUUUUAAUACUCUAAUGAGAUGACACUAUAGAGAUUUCACAGCUGAAUUUGGUCAAAACAGAUGGAACGCCAUUCGUCCUCAUUCGUCAGCUAUCUUUGCAGAAAUGUCGUCUUCGGAGUACGGCAAUUGACUCUGUAAACCCCCCGCUGUGGAGGGAAGAAAAAAAAAACCAUACUGUGGAAUAAAUUGCCUUGUGCUCCAGUCAUCAAAUAAGAUGUGGUAUCAGAAGUUGUCUGUGAAAGCACGGUACUUAAUGUAAUGUCCAAUUAAAAAAAACGUGGAAAGUAACCAAAAAAAAAAGAAAAAAGAAAAAGAAAAAAAAAUUGUGCACACUUUUCAUGGGAGAUGGUAUUGGUUGGAAUAAGACCACUUUUGGUUGUCUUGUGGAAUCUUUCUACAAUGUGUAUCCUGUGCCAUAAUGUAGAGCUAUGAUCUGUUGCAGUUGUGAGAUGGAUUUUACCCGCUGCCCUGCGAGGAGUCAUUGGAAUGGCACUUCCUACGGAUAUUCUAGCGCAAGCUCAACAUGUUCAGGCCUUGUGGAAUAUGUACAGAUUAAAACAACCCUUUGUCGCUGAUUUAUGUUCGUUUCUUUUCCCUACACCUUUUCUUACAUCUUGGAAUACAGUCUAACUCAUCUGAUUUAAUAUGCAUUAAAAUGAAGAAAAAAAAAAUGCCAUAAAUUGAUAAACCACCUUGUUUACAGACAGAUCAAAUAAAUUUAUUCCAACCAGAUAAA
Molecule: messenger RNA, 2611 nt
Organism: Anguilla rostrata (American eel)
Lineage: Eukaryota; Metazoa; Chordata; Actinopteri; Anguilliformes; Anguillidae
Product: profilin-2-like
Exons: 3
Coding region: 205-624 (139 amino acids)
Biological process (GO): actin cytoskeleton organization; positive regulation of actin filament bundle assembly; regulation of actin filament polymerization
Cellular component (GO): cytoplasm
Molecular function (GO): actin binding
Source: RefSeq, a predicted model, not a curated record